Aspergillus brunneoviolaceus CBS 621.78 is the source of this 747-nucleotide messenger RNA. RefSeq lists its product as uncharacterized. The record is from RefSeq and is a predicted model, not a curated record. Lineage: Eukaryota; Fungi; Ascomycota; Eurotiomycetes; Eurotiales; Aspergillaceae. The annotation marks the transcript as partial. The transcript has a single exon.
ACAGGCCAUCUGAUUCAGGAUCUGGGUCCUCAGGCCGAUCGCCUGUUGAAGGUCGUCGGCAGCGGCACGGAGGAAUUGCUCAUCCAGCUGAGCGACCCAGUUACUGACCUGUUGGCCGGACUCGGCUUGGUGGGUCUAUCUCAGCCCGUGGGAAGCCUCCUCCGAAGCGCCUCCAGCAUCGGUGAGCUGGUGUCGGACUUGGGUCAGCCCGUGGACAACCUUUGCAUCGUGACGGGCAAGGGUCUUGGUUUCUUGUUGAUCGAAUUGGACCACCCCGUGGCUGAUCUCCUUCGCGAGCUUGGCCUUGAUGCGCUCGCUCAGCCGGUGGGAAAUGUGCUCAGCGAUAUUGGCAGCAGCCUCAAGCGUCGGACUGAUGUCUCGAAGCCGGCGGGUCUGCUCGAGGAGCUGGCCCCCGUGGUGGAUUGCAUCCUUCAAAUCACCGGCGAAGACCUCAAGCCACUGCUGAUCCGUCUAAGCAACCCCGUGGCGCAGCUCCUGGUCAACCUGGGCUUGAACGAGGCUGGGCGCAGCGUGGGCCAAGUGAUCCGGUCGGCUGCCUCGGUGGGCGACCUGAUUGCCAACUUGGGACCGGUUGUGGAUUGCCUGCUCACUGUGGUGGGUGAGGACGGUGGUCUCCUGCUGAUCAAGCUGGAUCCCGAUGUUGCCGCCUUGGUGUCUGGCCUGGGGUUGCCGGCUAUCGGAGUGCCCGUGGGUACCAUUGUUGGGGAGCUGGGAAAUGCUUUGUAG